This is a messenger RNA of Soboliphyme baturini, 1074 nucleotides long. The record is from the annotation of a GenBank genome assembly. NCBI's taxonomy places the organism in Eukaryota, Metazoa, Nematoda, Enoplea, Dioctophymatida, Soboliphymatidae.
AUGUCGGAGUGGCAGAAAAUCAAGGAGCAGUUGCGCCAUGCUGAAAAUCCUGUCGUUUUCAUGGACAUCACAGCGGCGGGUGCAGAGAUCGGCAGGAUCAAAAUGGAGUUAUUUGCAGACGUGGUUCCCAAAACGGCGGAAAACUUCAGGCAGCUAUGCACAGGCGAAUUUCGCAAAGACGGCGUUCCACUGGGUUACAAAAAUUCUUCAUUCCACCGCGUAAUCAAAGAUUUCAUGAUCCAAGGAGGAGAUUUUGUUAAUGGUGAUGGAACCGGCAUGAUGAGCAUUUAUGGCGAGAAGUUUCCGGACGAAUGCUUCGAAUUAAAGCACAGUGGACCUGGAAUGCUCUCUAUGGCAAAUGCUGGAAAAGAUACGAAUGGUUGUCAAUUUUUUAUCACUUGUGCGAAGUGUGAAUUCCUAGAUGGAAAGCACGUAGUUUUUGGUCGCGUUGUGGACGGGCUUCUUGUGGUGAGAAAGAUCGAAAAUGUGCCCACCGGACCAAACAAUAAACCCAAGCUACCGAUCAUGAAAGGUAUCAAGGCGAAGAUCGUUCUUCUGGGCGACAGUGCCGUUGGUAAGACAUCGAUAGCUCUUCGUUAUGUAUCGAACAAGUUCGAGGCAAAGCACCUUUCUACGAUGCAGGUUUCUUGCUAUUUUGAAUUAAAGAGAUUAAGGUUUCUUUUCCAGGCUGCUUUUUUCUCAAAAAUUAUUACCGUUCAACAAACGCAGGUAGAGUUGGCGAUAUGGGAUACGGCAGGCCAAGAAAGAUUCCAUGCCCUUGGACCAAUUUAUUACCGUGAUUGUCAAGGGGCUAUUCUGGUAUAUGACAUUACCGACGAGCGUUCAUUUGAUAAGGUAAAGCAGUGGGUCAGAGAAUUGCUCAGAAUCGUUGGACCUGACGUACAACUGGCGAUCGUCGGAAAUAAAACUGACCUCACUAAAUCGAGAACUGUCUCUGACGAGGUAGGUGAGGCGUUCGCCAAAAGUGUCAACGCCUCCUUCCAUCUCACUUCUGCCAAGACGAACGACGGAAUUGGCUCCUUGUUUCAGGAAUUGACAGAAAGUAUGUUUUAA